GAGCUUUCCGUUCAAGUUGGCACGACUGACGCGCGACCGUUUUAGACUAACCGCUCUUCCAACCGCUCUCGUCGAACAUUUUAUUAAUUCCGACCGCUCUUCGAAGUUGUGUGGUUUUACUGUUUGAUCGGAGGCAAGCGUUAUUGCGACACAAAUAGCUGCAUGACAGCUGGCAGUCGAGACCAGCCAGCGCGAAGCGUCAAAUUUGAAAUGUAGCGGAUGACAGGCUAGGAACGACUGUGACGAAUACUUUGUUUUGCGCCCUUCAUGCACGUCGAUCCGCGGCUUCCGUCGAGAUGAGCGCGACGCAGGACGAGGACGAGCGUAGAAAACGCUCGGUGGAGGCUGGCAGAGAGAUAUUGGAGAAGUUCAAGGCACAGCGAUCAAGCAAGGACAAAGGUGGAAGUAUGGAGCAAAUGGAACAUUCUGAUGAUGAAUCGUUGCAUAAUGAGAAAUCCAUGCUGCACAAGGAAUCUGGGGUAACAGAAGGUGUAUCCUCAAGGGAUAUAACGCACAGCAGCGUUAGCAUUAGCGAGGGAGAGGCUGAUGCUGAUCUGGAGGGACUUGCAGGACGAGUCGCAGAACUUGAAGAGUUAUUGCAUGGAAAAGAAGCUAUAGUUGGGGCCUUAAAUGCUGAGAUUGAUCUUUUACGGGCAGAGACAUCCUCUCCAAACUCAUCGCAGAGUCAGAACAGCAGUAUACAUGGAAGGGAUAUUAUAUCUCAGUAUCACAUGAAGUUGCAAGAGUUUGAAAAGGCAGUGAAUAUGCGCGAUAAUCUAAUAGAACAUUUAACAUCAUCAUUGCAACAAGCAUUAUCUGCCAAGGAUACUGUAACAUCUCAGCUUAAUGCUCUGAACUCUAUGCAGUUGAACAAUCCUGUGAUAAACAAUAUGAACAUGCAGCAAAAGAUUGAUGCUUUAGAAACGACAAUGCACGAACAGGAAGCGGUAAUUCGUCGAUUAAACGCGCAUUUAACAGACAUUCGUAAGCACGUACAAACGUUAGAGAUGGAAAGGGAAACGCGAAAUGCAGAAAUCAACGAUUACAAAGUACAAAUAAAUAAUUUAAAUGAACAAAUUCGCAUUGGUGCUACAGAAAAAAAUCUAAAUAUUGAUGAAACAUUGGAGCAACAGAGACAAUAUGAGGCACGCAUUGAUAAAAUCAAACAGGACAUGCAGCAUGUCUUGAACAAAUUUACCAUGGUAACAAACACCAAUGCAGUACGCCAUCAGCAAGAAUUAAAAGAGUUAACUUCAAAAAAUGAAGCUGAAAUUAUAAAUUUAAAAGUCAAGCAUGAAGAAUGCAUGAAAGCAUUGAAGGAGGAAAACAAAAUGUUGGCCGAUCGUCUCAACAAGGAAUUGCCAGACUUAGAAAGCAGACAUGCCAAAGAAUUGUCCGUCUUUCAAAUGCAGUUAGUCCACUAUAAAAAAACUGUUGAAGCAUUAAAGCUAGAAUUGGUAAAUCACACAGAAUCGCAGAAUGCCGCUCAAUCAGAAGUUCAGAUGUACAAAAUAAAACUUGACAAAUUAAGGCUUGAAGCAGAAGAAGAACGACGUAUGCAAUUUAUAAAUUUCCAAAAAGAAAAGGAAUUGUUGAGCGAGCAGAUCAAACUGCACAAAAUUCAGUUAGAGGAGAUGACAUCGAAGCAUAUUACGUCGAUGAGCAUCUUGGAGUCCAAAGAGAGCAUCGAGCGAUCGCUGGAGCAAGCUUUAGCGAAUGCCGCUACGUUAAAGCAAGAAAAUGAUGCUUUAAAAUUCAAACUGGACGAUUUGUCGUGCAGAUAUUCUACGGCCCAGUCGAUUAUCGAAAACAGUCAAAUGCAUGAAAGAACGUCGAGACUGUCCGAAAUAGAGAGAUCCUUGUCACGAUUCGACGCUACGACUAUAAGCACAGUUAGUGAAUUAGGAGAAACGAUGUAUAAGACUAUAGACGAAGAAAUUCUUCAACAUCAACUAACAAAACGAAAACUCGAUGAGAAGAUGGAGUUGGAGAAGCUAUUGGUCGAGAAGGUUCGCGUUCUUGAAGAAGAUUUAACUAAAGCAAACAACGAAGUGGAACAAGUUAAUAUCGCGAAGAAGACACAUAGCAAUGUCGAGAGUGAUUCAACUCGACGUAUAGAGGACCAGCAGCGGGAAAUAGAGAGUCUAAAGCUGCUAAUGGAGCAGAAAGAAACGGAGAACGCUAGGUACAAAAAAGACUUAGCUGAAUUGACAGAAAAAAUGAAGAAGAAGGAAACGGAGUGCAAGAAACUGAAGGAUGGCUUGGCUCACGCUUGGGUACAGUGCGCCGAAUAUGAAGAAAGAUUGAACGAAAGUCUGGCGAUAAGUAAUAGUACUAAAGUUAAUACUUCAUUAAACAGCACGAUUUCUAAGCUCUUGGAAGAAAACCAGAGCUUGGAUGAUAAUGCAUUAGAUCAAAGUGCAGCAAGUCAGAAAAAAGUUUUAGAAUUUAAUAUUGUCGAUACAUCAAUGGAUAACAGUUACCUAAAGAACAAUGAGAACCUGUAUAAGGAGUUGCAACAAAUUUUAGAAGGCGAGUCGAGCUCGGACGGAAUAAAGUUAAAAUUAUCUCGUUAUUACACACUAUGCGAGAAAAUAGCUGCCGAGAAGACGCAAUUUUCGGCGGAAAAUACCACUGUGGAAAAGGAACAAGAUAGUGAGAACUCGCUGCAAAAAUCUGUGGAAAAAUUAUGGGAGGAGAAGAAAUUGUUAAGCCAAGAAAUCGAGGACUUGGUGAAUCAACAUAAGGAAAAACUGGAAUCUGUUAAAGCGGAUUCUGUCAAAGAAAUCAACAGGUUGCGUUCGUUGCUGCAGAAUUUCAAGGAUGGUAGUGCAAGCCUGAACGAUCUGAAAACCGAACUCGAAGCACGUCAUGCCAAAGAAAUGGAGGAAUUGAGGACAUACUUCGAACGGAAGUGCUUGCAGAUGGAAAAACAGUAUUCCGAAGAAAUUUUCAGCCAACAAUCAAAAAGGAUUUCCGACAAUGAUAGCGAAACUGAGGAGUUAACAGACGAUCUGUAUUUUGGUGGUGCUGGAGAUUGCUUGAACGUAUCAAACUCUCGAGCGGCGACACCUAGUGCCAUCGAAGAAUCCCUGAAGAACAAGAUUCUAGAUACUGAAAGCCAAGCACGUCUCGAGACGGAAUAUGAGGGUAGCAUCCAAGCGUUACGACAAGAAUUGGAAUACAAAGUGAAUGAAAUUCAGAAUAUUAAGGCUAAUUACGAGAAAGCGAUUGAAGAACAGAAAGAGUUAUACGAGAAUCAAAUUCGCGAUCUCGAAACGAAACUGGAGCAUGUAUUGAUUGUAUCCACUGUGAAUCAGUAUUGUCAGACAGAAUGGGAAGCAUUGGAAAAUGGUGAAUUGUCGAGUCUGCGUGAUGCAUAUAAUCGUCAACUAGAAGAGCAGAUUGCGCUAGCUAGACAGGACAUAGUCAACACUCUUCAAGAACAAAUUCAGGCACUAUUAUCCGUGGAAGCAGAUAAAGAAGAUAAUUGGCCUGCUGAAUUAUUAGAACUGCGAGAUAAAUUUACAUGCAAUGCUCAGAAAGAAAUCCAGGAAUUAAAAAAAAUGCAUGGUGUUGAAUUGGCUCGUCUGAAAGAUGAACACAAUUGUAUUGUAACACAAAUGCUUGAGCAACAUCAAAAGGAAAUUGUCAAUGUUAAGCAUACAGAUGAUAAAGGAGAAAUUAGUCGUGUUGGAGUGCCAUCAAAAAAUAUCUUAGAAGAGAGAAACAAUUUACGGGAGGCAUGUAUAACCCUUAAGAAUGUAAUUGAACAAUUGGAAAACUACUUUGCUGUCUGUGAAGAAGAAGUUAACAGUACUCUGAUUCAAGAAGUUCUGAGAAAACAAUUGACAGAAUUCGCUUAUAAUGAAGAAAAUUUAAACAAGAGCGGCAACAGUAUUUUAUCUGAAACGCCACAUAAAAAUAUGCCAAAUCAACAGAUCAAAAGAGUCCAUUUUGCUCCGCAAUUAAGUAAAAUAACUUCCAUUGUCAAUAGCGAUAAAACGUUACAGAAUUUAAUUGAUGAAGAUGUAAAUGAAAUAUUGAGAAAAGAGCUAAAAACUUGCUUGAGACGUUUGAAGUCUGAUAGUACACAAAUUCUCAACCUUUCCUCCUCGUCUGAUGGUGAGGACAAGAUUGCAUCAUCGUCAAACGAAAGUCUUUUAGCAAGCAAAAUUAAUGAAGAGCUUUCUUUGAAAGUUAAUCACGCUGAAGCCUUGAUAAUAAGCUACCAAGAAGAAAUAGAACAAUUAAAAUUACAUAUUUUAGAAUUGCAGCGUAAAUUGAUCAGCGCAGAAAACAAAAAAGAAGUUAUUACGGAAGGAUAUGGCGAAAGUGAUCUUUCUAGGGGCGAUAUUGUACUACAAGAUUUUUCGCAAGUACAAGAAAAAGUUAGACACGCAUUAUCUAAUGGAGGCGGCGAUAUAUCUUAUUUACUGCAAUUAAUAGAAGAGCUGUACAGGCAAAAUGACAAACAAAAGGACGAUGCAAGAAAAGAGAGAGAAGAUUUGCAACACCAGGUACCUUUAGAACCCACUCCUACCCCAUACAUUCACAGGGUUUGCUGCAAAAAGAUUGAUGUAGCGGACAAGCAGUUACGAGGGACGCGUCGGUUUUUGGAUGAGCAAGCGAGUGAGCGUGAGAUGGAGCGAGACGAAGCUGCGAAGCAAAUUCGUUUUUUGCAAGAACAACUCAAGGAACGCGAGCGCGACAAGGAAAGAGAUAUGCGUAUUAGUUCUGAGCAGUCUGAGCUAUCAUCUGAAAGAACUUCAAACAACCCUGAGCUUCAAACGACUGACAUCAAUGCAGCUGUGGAGGCUCUCGAAUCUCAGAUGAGAGAGAUGUCGUCAUUAAUGUCCGACACCGAGGCAAAGAGGUCGGAGAAGGAAAAUGAAUUGAAGGCUGCAGUAGACAAGAUAUGGAUCUUGCGAGAUAUCAUUACCGAUUUGGAGCAACAGCUACAAGUCAAGACUGAAAAAGAAGAGUCCUUGCAAACGCAAAUUAAUCAAUUGGAAACAGUGUUAACCGCGCAGACAAAGCAUCAGCAGGAGAUAGUUCAAGAGCUAGACGCUAUCAGAUCUGGUAGUGAGAACAGACACCUGAGUGAGCAGAUCAAUCAUUUACAAGAGGAAUUGAGUAAGCACAAAUUAAGUUCGGAGCACUUCAACGUCAAUUCAUCCGUUUUGAAGCAGAUGAAAGCUGAACUGCAUGAGAUGCAGAAUCAAUUAGACAAGAGAAUUCGAGAGAUGGAAUCUGCUCACAUGUGUGGUUCCAAUCUAAGUUUGAGUCAGCCGAGCGAGGACGUCUCGAUCAGAGAGCAAAUUGACGCGACGAGAUGUUUGACUCCGGACGAUCCAUCAUCGCCGCCGAUGCUACCGCUGGAUCAGGUACUCAAGCUGAAAGACAAAAUGUUGAAGCACGCGCGUGCAGAGGAGGUGGCCUUUAAGAGAAUCAAGGAUCUGGAGAUGCAGUUGACAACAAUGAAAAAUCAGAAUGAGGAAUUAUUAGUGGAACAGGAGAUCUUGCACCAGACAGCAUCCGAGCAAUUGUUCCAAAUUGAAGCGAUGCGCGGUCGUUUGGAGGAGCACAAACAGAGCGCACCUUUUGCUCAGAAACAAGCGACAUCCCGUUUAGAGUUGCAGUUGCACGAAGCUACCACAAAAUAUCAUUCCUUGGAACAAACUAUUACUGACAAGGAAAUGGAGUUGAAAGAAUUGAAAACUCAGCUUGACAGGGCUAAUCAGUUAUUGGCAGAGAAAGAAACAGAAAUGGAAAAUUUUAUGCAAUCAGAAAAUGGCGCGCUACAAAAGAUCGAGCGACUGAAAGAACAAUUGAAGAUCGUUCAAGAGGAAAAAAAGAUGUUACAGAUAAAAAUUGGAACACAGGAACAUACUCAACUGGAAUUGCCGCAAUUGAUCGACACCAUUCUGGCCGACAAAAACGAGGAGAUCGAUCAUCUAAAAGAGCAACUCUCUAAAAAGGAGAAACAAUUGAAUGUCUUUUCGUCACUUGCUUUGGAUGACGUGCAGUUGCGGGAGCUAACGAAGCAAGCGGAGGCCAAAAAUAGCGCGCGAACAUUAAGCGAUAUUCUCUCUAUUCACUCGGAGUGCGAAGAAUACCCUGAAGCUAUUCGAGCGACUAAUGCAACACUUGCGACAUCACAUAAUGUCUCUAGCUUUAAAGUUCCUACGUCCGUAUCGAAGAACACGUUACAGACAAACAGUCCUAACACUUUGGAAACACCAAUGCUCGAUAUAGAUAAGAUAGACGCGCAAGUACCACCGUUGGAUUUACAUUCCCAUACGCACAGUUACAGUAAUGGUAAUGUUGGUCACUCGGGAAUGGAGUUGCAACGUUCUGGAGAGGAUUCAAAAUUAUCAUCUCCCAAAAACAACGAUGUCAGCGAAGAUUCUCAGCAAGUUGAGGAAUUACUCAAUGAAAAAGUGAAAGAGAUCGAAAACUUGUCGAAUCAGCUGCAAGUAUUGCAACAAGAGCUGGACUUAAAGUCUGAUCUUUUGAAUAAAUUCGAGACUGAGUUGAUUACUUUGCAGAAACAGUAUCAGAACUUGCAGGACGAAUUUAAGGAGACUGUCGAUAACUUGGUGCGAGAUAAAAAUUUCUAUAGAGGACAGUACGAACUAGCCCAAGCGUCGGAAAGUAAAAUAAAAAAGGAUCUCGAGGAAGUAGAGAAUAUCCUGAAACUGAAGACGGAUGAGUUCGAAGAGUACAAAGAUAGGAUGCAGGUGAAUGAGAGAAUCAUCACGGAGUUAAAUACAGAAAAUACAAAGUUAAAGAGAGAGCUCGAAAUUAGAGAGAAGGAAAAGAUGAAAAAGAGCAACUCCUUGCUGCAGAAUAUGACGCAAGAACUGCAAAACUUCAAGGAGCUUAUUCUAGAUAAAGAUAUCGCAUUGGAAACUCUUCAGACGCGCAAUAUUGAGAUUGAGAAUGAGAACAAACAAUUAUACGAAUUUAAGACAAAGGUUCACGCGCGCGAGCGAGAGAUCGCCGAGUUGCAGGAUGAGAUCCUGCGGUUGACGGAUGGUUUGAACAAUCGGGAUCAGGUCAUCCGCAAAUUGGAAGAAAUGGCGAGGCGAAUGAGCGAUGUUUCAGGAACGUCUUCGCCAUCAUCUUCUAGCAACAAGGACCAAGAGAUUCAUCAUUUGCAAGAGUUUCUAAAAGAGAAAGAUAAAGUGAUCAGACAGAUGAGCGAUGAUAGCAAGAGUCUGCAUCGAGCAUUAGAGACCAUUCAAAGCAAGAUGAAGGAAUCGGGUAAUAUCGUGGAAUUGAGAAGAAAAUUGAAGGAAGAGCGCAGGCUGAACGAAGAGCUGAGAGAUACAGUGCAGAAAUUGCAAAAAGAAUUAGAGGAUCAACGUUCACAGGACGAUAGCGAUAUCGAGGAUAUGGUCCAGCGAGAACUGAAUCUUUCCGCUCGAUUGGAUAAGCAAAUUAUGCAAGUAAUUAAGGAUGACGAAGUCGUGGACGGAGUGACGGAGAAUCAGCAUCAAAAGACGAAUGAGGUAUGCAAGGACAACGAAUUACUGAGAAGACUAAAGGAUGAUUUAGAAAUUGAACGAGACAUAAUGAGACAUCAGCUCGCCGAAUAUGAAGAUCGUAUCCUACAAUUGAAGGCGGAUUUAACAGAGGAGAUGAAGAAAGUAGCGAAGCUGGACAAGGAACUUGCGUCAGAAAGGAACGUGGUGAAAUUCCUGAGAGGACAGAUAGAAGAACAUCGUCGGAUGACGGAAGUAGGUCGAGUACAGGACACUGGGUUAAUCGAGUUCUUGCAGACAAAGUUGAAAGCCUCUCUGGAAAACGAGGAAAGACUUCGUAAUGAUCUAGCGUCGAUGAGACAACAGCAGAUUAAUCUUGAUUCGCAGUUAACGUCUAUGAGGAAGUUGAUAGAAAUUGAAAACGCCAAUAAAAAUUUGUCGAGUUUUGCUAUUACACAAGAUGUAUCAAAGAGAACGAGCGAAAAUCUCGAAGAAAGUCGUGAGCACAAUACGGAACUACGAGAGAAUAUAAAGAAAUUGGAGAACGAGAUGAGUAAAUACGAGAAGAAAUUAGAGAUUGCAACGGAGGAACAAGAAAGACUAAUCAGCAGUCUGGCAUUAACCAACGGUCUAAAAGAAAUUGUAGAGACGGAUCUGCGGAGAACUAUGGAAGAGUUGAAAGCGCGAGAAGAGGACUGUAAUUAUUUGCAAAAACAGCUGAAGAUGUUGACCGAAAGCAAGAAACAAGAUCAACGAAACGCUGAACUGGACGAGAUCAAAGAAUUGCGUAGGGAAAUCAACAUUGCCCGGGAAAUUAGGUUGGAGCUAGAGACCGAUAUAAAUCGUGCAAAACAAGAACUGAAGGAAUCCUCAAAUCGGGAAUUGAAGCUUGCGCGCACCGUAGAGGCUUUGAAAGAACGAGAGACGGAGCUCGAUACAAAAUUAACAGUUUCAAAAGAAAAAGAAAGGAAACUUAAGGAUCUACUUGAGAAUGUCAAGGACGUCCCCGCGAAUUUCAUGCAGAAAAUUAAGGAGCUAAGUGAGACAAUUGAGAAAUACGCUGUCGAGAAAAGUAAUCUCGAGGAUAAAAUUGGCAAGAUGAGAACACAUAGAGAAAUGUUGUCGCAACGUGUAAAGUUGCUCGAGGGACAGCUGAAGAAAUUGAAAACUACACAGGCUUCGAACCAACAAAUGAUUCCUAUCGAGAGGUUACAAAGCUUCUACGGCAAAUAUCUACGAGUGGAGAGUAGACGGAGAGCAUUGGCCUAUCAGAAGAAGUACCUGCUCUGCGUCAUCGGCAGCUAUCAGUAUUGCGAAGAGAACACGCUAUGCGUGCUCGCGCAGUUAACUCAAGAUCAGCGCUCUUACACGCGAUUGCCUCACAACAGGAAGGUGCGUUUCAAAAUUGCCGUGUUCGUGAUAGUCAGUAUACAUAGGAUGAAAUGGUUGAUUCAACGCUGGCGAGUGGGGAAACGCGUGGGUGCUGAGGCUAUCAUGGGUGGUACCGAUCAAUUAAUUGAUUUACCGCCUGCCCGGAGAACUGCAUCGAAUCAUUCUCCACCCGUGAGAGAAAGAGCGACAAAUGGAGGUAGCAGUUUUUCGCUCGGGCAGUAUUACCAAGAAGUAAGAAAUUUCCAAGAAGCACUCGGCUCAGUUAUGGCAGAGUCUGGUACUAGUCAUAUUAUCUCAGAAUAACGUUAUAUGUAUAUUUUUAGACUUACAGAUCGUAGAAAUUUAGCUGUACAGUGUUAAUAUUAUGAAUAUCAUAUAAUUGUUCAAGUAGCAUACAAUACAGUUCGCGUUUUUUAAAAUAGUUUAUUAGUAAGUCCGUGGCUUCUUUUUUGUUUUAGAUUUUUGGACACAAGUAAAUACUUGACACGUGACUGAUUUUAAAUUUCUGAAUAUGUACAUUUGACUAACUUAAAACCUUAGUUAGAUUUUUCUAUUGAAUUAUAACACUUAAAAUUAAAAUUCUCUUAUUCAGCUUGAGACAUAUAUUUGUUCUUGAAACCGUACACUUUCGUAAUGUGAAACUGAAUUGCGAAGCUAUUUUAUCAUUUAUUAUGUUUUUCAUUUUUGAUAAACGCGCUCUGUAUUGUGUAACUAAAUUGCAAUCGUCGACGAUCGAUCUGCAUGGGAUUUCUAUUUCCGUUCGACUGCACGUUCUGCAUCCCUCUAAUUAUCAACAACUAAUGGUGAGAAUGUGAAUUUCGUCAGCUCGACCGGAAAUAAUUGAAGCUGGGCAUUUAUAUGGACUCUGUAAUAAACUGCCGGUUUUUAUAUAUUUUUAACUCAUUAUCAUUUUUCAUGUGAGACUUUGAUUGAUCCUAUUUUUCUCUUACUGAUCUUGAUGACGCAAUCUCGAAGCGUCAUUUGUGAAUUGCGAAAAACAUUAAUAAUAAGACGUUUAUUAAUAAAGUAAGAAGGAUGCGUGCAUGUGAAGUAGGUUUUAGCGUUGUAAGACACGAGAGAGGCUUUUAUCGGAUGUUAGCGAAGUAAAAGCAAUUUCUGCGAAAAUCAUAAUCGGCUUUAAGCCAGACGUUGCUUUUACGACGUAUUGUUAUUACGUAAGUUAUAUAGAUAUAUUGUAAGUAGUAUAAUAAAUAUGUGAACCUGCGUGCCUUGUACGUCGUAAAACGCGUUCAUUAUUUAUUUAUCAACUGAUUGUAAUAAGCUUUUUAUAUAUCGCAAGUUGCAUGUCGUUUUCCUGAUAUCUGUAAUAAAGAAUCAAUUUUUUUAA
Molecule: messenger RNA, 10230 nt
Organism: Solenopsis invicta (red fire ant)
Lineage: Eukaryota; Metazoa; Arthropoda; Insecta; Hymenoptera; Formicidae
Product: golgin subfamily A member 4
Exons: 19
Coding region: 297-9185 (2962 amino acids)
Biological process (GO): signal transduction
Molecular function (GO): molecular adaptor activity
Source: RefSeq, a predicted model, not a curated record